This is a messenger RNA of Miscanthus lutarioriparius, 1068 nucleotides long. NCBI's taxonomy places the organism in Eukaryota, Viridiplantae, Streptophyta, Magnoliopsida, Poales, Poaceae. The record is from the annotation of a GenBank genome assembly.
AUGCCGGGAUGCCCAAAACAGCAGCGCGGCCGGCGCCAACCCGCCUCCUGUGAAUCCGAGUAUCCGACCAUUUCUUUGCCGCAACUUGCAACCACCGCCUCCGCGGCGGCCGUCCAAUAUAUGCUCACGUCCAUGUCCCGGACGUUCCACUCACGAUCACGAUCACGAUCACGAUCACGAUCAUCAGGAAAGCAAGCACCCCACCCAGAAGUCAGAAUGCACUUGACGCUCAGCCCUGCGAGGACGACGAGGAGGAAGGCGGCCGCGGCGCCGACCGCGGCAGCACACGCGCGGUCCGCGAGCGAGCCGUGCCACCCGGCGCUCGCGCGCCUCCACGGCACCGUCCGCGCGCUCAGGGCGUGGUGCGGCGCCGGCGGAGCCUCCUCCUCCUCCGGCCACGGCCUCGCGCUCCUGGACGCCGUCCUGGCCGCGCUCGGCGACCUGCUGGCCACGCCGCGGGCAGCGGCGGCCCUCCACGACGCUGACCCCGACGACGACCAGGUCCUCGACGGCCUCCUCGUGCUCGCGGACGCGUACGGCACGUUCGAGUCGGCGCUGCUCGCGGCGAAGCAGAGCGUGGCGGACGCGCAGGCCGGCGCCCGACGCGGGGACGGCACGGUGGUCGCCGCGUCGCUGCGCGCGCACAGGCGGACCGAGAAGGAGCUGCACCGCCUCGCCGCCGCGAUGCGGCACGCCUCGACCUCGAGGCGCGCGGCGCCGGCGCCCAGCUCAGCGGACGCCACCGACACUGAAGUGGUCGGCGCGGUGGCGGAGGCGGCCGUGGCCGCGGCGGAGGCCUCGGCGGUCGUCUUCUCCGGGUGCGCGGCCUUGUCGCCGAACGUGUCGGCCAUGGUACAAACGGCGUCUUCGGCUUCGCACAGGUGGCUGGCGAGGCUGGGCGUCGCACCAGGGGCCAGGAAAGUAGCGCCGGAGAUGGCGCCAACGGCAUUGCAGAGGCUGGAGGAGCUAGAGGAACGCAUUGCCGGGCUGGAGAGCGAAAGCGAGAAGGUGUUCAGGAGGCUGCUGCAGGCCAGAGUUCUGCUCCUCAACAUCCAUAAUCCUUUGUAA